Amaranthus tricolor (Joseph's coat) is the source of this 2230-nucleotide messenger RNA. RefSeq lists its product as uncharacterized. The coding region runs from base 1016 to 1711 and encodes 231 amino acids. The record is from RefSeq and is a predicted model, not a curated record. The transcript has 4 exons. Lineage: Eukaryota; Viridiplantae; Streptophyta; Magnoliopsida; Caryophyllales; Amaranthaceae.
AAGCGAUUUAAGAAAGACUAUACUCCUCACUCAUCAAUCCAAAUACACUUUGCCUAUAUUUUGUAAGGUGUCGGUGACACCCCCGGGUUUCUCUCUUUUGUUGAGUCACUUUCAUUCAAUUUUGCCCCCAACACUAUCAUCACUACUUUCCCUUAUUAAAAUAUUAUUUGUCCUACGUAAUUUCUUCCAUUAUAUUUUAAUUUAUAUGAAUUAAUAUUUCUAUUUUUUUAAGGAUAUGUAUGAUUCAUUUAUUUUUAUUUUUUAUUUUCUUUCUUACUUGUAAAUAAAUAUUCACUAUUUUAAGCUAUUAUACUACCCCAUUCUACUGAAAAUGUCCAAUUUAUUUUUUUACGUUAUCUAAUGUACUUAUUUAAUUUUUAAUAUCUUUUGUUAUACAUAACAAAAUAUUAUAAAUAAUCUUUACAUUAAUUUAAAUCAAACAAAAUCUCACUAAAUUUUUAAUUUAUAGUUUAAAAAACAUAUAUAAAUUAAGAAUAACAAGUAAACAAAACAAUUUUUAGUGAAGUGAAGAGAAUAUUUGAUAUUUUAUCAUCCUUAUAAAAAGUAAAUGGGGCUAAAUACUUGAGGAGUGUAAAUGAGUCUCAACUACUGUGUCUGCGAUUACAAUACAAAAAUGCUUAAAUGAAUUUUUUUUUCUUACACUAACUAUAAUUGUAUAAUAUAAAAUUACUUGUAAAAUUCUAGACUACGAUUCUUAUUUUCUCUCUCUGUUGAUCUCAGUAAUUCACGAAAGAUCCAAGUUAUUACCUUUUGAUUUUGUUUAUAAUCAAUUUAGUACAACCUCGCUUCUGUUUCUGUCAGCUUUGGAUCUGCAGUUUCUUAAAGGGUUAUGCUCCAACAUUGGUUAUAAUUUUAAUUGGCUGAUACUCAAAUUAAGGUUGGAUCUUGUGUAAUUUAUUGUAAAAAAUUUGUGGGUUGUUUGUGAAUAUUAAGAAAUUGCUAGGAAAUGAGUUGAGUGUUGUUGGGGGUGAGAUAAGUUGUGGGUGUUGUUAUAAUGGAGAAUCUUAGUACUUCAAAAGAUGGGGUUUCUGAACCUGAUCUUGAAAUGGGUGGUGGUUAUGAUAACUUAGAAUUAAGUGGAGUUGAAACAAUUGAAAACUAUAAGAUGAAGCAAUCAUACAAUAAUAAUGGAGAGUCUAAAUAUGAAAAUAUGGUAGCUACGAGUAUUGGGAAUGAGUUAGAAGAUGUGAAAUCAAUGGUAGUGGAAGUGGAGGUGUCUGAGAAGAAGGUAGUUAAAGAGAGGCCAAAAGCUAUGAGUGCUAAGAAACCCCCAAAACCACCACGCCCACCUAGAGGUUUGUCAUUGGAUUCAGCUGAUCAGAAGUUGAUUAGAGAACUUCAUCAACUUGCUAAGCUUAAACGUGCUCGUGUCGAGCGUAUGAAAGCUUUGAAGAAGGCUAAAGAAGCUAAGCUUGCUUCUUCUAAAAAUCAGUUGUUUGCAACUUUGCUCACUGUUUUGUUCUGCCUAGUUGUGCUUCUUCAAGGGAUUUCAUCUAGGACUAAUCCAGCUGCAAGUUUCCAAGGAUCACCUAUCUCAACCGCAGUUACAGAACAUAGUAUCAUAUCUGUUCAGCACAACCCAAUUUCCUCAGCAAGCUAUGUUAAUAAACCAAGUUCUGAAUCUCCCAGAUUAGUGGAGCAGUCUGCUGGGGUUGAUAUAGCAGAACAGGAAAGCAGAGCAGUAGGCUGAGUACCAGGAUGGAGUCCUGAGAGUUCUCACGUUAGGUGCAUCUGUUUUUUCUUCCGCUACUAAAGAAUGUGUAAAAACUUCCAUACUAAUAAAAAAAAAGUAAAUUUACCAGGAAUAAUACAAUCUUUUGCUUAUUUUCCUAUAAUAAUACCAACUUUUGAUUAAUUAUGAAUUAUAUCAACAUAGGGGUGUGUUUUCCUAAAAUAUCCCUUACAUGUUAAAAAUCAAACUGUAGGAGAUUAUAUGACAAAAAAAAAUUGGUAACUUAGCUAAUAAAUUAAAGUUGGUAUUAUUUUAGGAAAAAACCCCCUAAGUUGGGUAUUAUUAUAGGAAAAUUAACGAAAGGUUGUAUUAUUCACGGUAAUUUUUCCAAAAAAAAAAAUAGAGUUAUCUGUUUUUGAGAUGUACAUAGGCGUUUCAUAAGCAUAUAUUAUGUAUUCCCCAGCUUCAGGGAGAAGUUAAACAUCUUUCAAUGAAUAGAGAGUAAUAUUAUCUUGCAUUUUAUGCAAAUAUUUCAAA